UGUGUGUUAGUUGAGCUUCUUCAUUUUUCCUCUUGAACAAUCAAAGCCAGCCAAGAGAAUUUUGAUUUCUCUGCUCUCAGUGAAAUCUUAUUCAAGCCCCGUUUGUAUUACAGAGUUGCAAUUUUGCAGGGCUUUUUUUUUGGCGAUGGAAAACAGUGAAGAAAUGCCAUCACUCAUAAGACGUUUAUCAUCAAAUGAUUUGGCUGGAUUUGACACAGUCAAGGAGGAUAGUAGCUUCCAUGAUCAGAAUCAGCCACCAAUGGAAGCUGAAAUGAGUAAUUUCAUCAACCAUCAAAGAAAGUGUUCAGUUUCCAUUAGCAUGCCAUCUUCUCCGAUUCAAGAUCAUGAAAAGAGCACAAAAAGAGUUCUUUUUGGCGAUGGAAUUCCAGUUUCCACUGCAGAAUCUGGUGUGCAGCCGAAGAAAGUGAAGUUUCAUUCACAGCCAAUGCCAAGAGGGUCUGGAGGUCCUGAACCAGUUGAUAUUCGGGGAUUUCCACAGCAUCCUGGUAUAAAGAAAUUUAGAGAUAAGAGGUUUGAUUCCUUCAAAACAUGGUCUGGGAAACUUGAAAGGCAAAUAUCCAACAUUCGUGGAAAGCCUCGCGAGCCUGAACCCGAACCCGAGCGUGGUAAUGUGCAGAAGGCUGAGACUGAGUCUAUACCGGUCGCUCGAUACUUUGAUGCAUUGCAGGGACCUGAAUUGGAAACCUUGAGGCCAUCAGAGCAAAUUGUGUUGCCAGAGGACAAGACAUGGCCAUUUCUGCUACGAUUUCCCAUCUCUUCAUUUGGUAUAUGUCUCGGCGUUAGCAGCCAAGCAAUCAUGUGGAAAACAUUGGCAACCGCUCCUUCAACUAAGUUUCUUCACAUAAGCUUGACAGUAAAUCUAGUCCUAUGGUGCAUUUCUGUAGCUCUGGUAGCCAUUGUUGCUUCAAUUUAUCUUGUGAAGGUGAUUCUCUUCUUCGAAGCAGUUCGACGCGAAUACUACCAUCCCAUCCGCGUCAACUUCUUCUUUGCUCCAUGGAUAUCACUCCUAUUUUUAGCCAUUGGAGUACCACCUUCAGUCACUCAACAUCUGCCUCCGGCACUUUGGUAUGUUCUCAUGGCACCAAUUCUCUGCUUAGAGCUUAAGAUUUACGGGCAAUGGAUGUCCGGAGGGCAACGAAGGCUCUCGAAAGUGGCUAAUCCUUCGAACCAUUUGUCGGUUGUUGGGAAUUUUGUUGGAGCAUUGUUGGGUGCGUCGAUGGGAUUGAAAGAAGGGCCUAUAUUUUUCUUUGCUGUUGGUUUGGCUCACUAUGCAGUUCUGUUUGUCACUCUGUAUCAAAGACUUCCAACAAAUGCAACUCUUCCUAAAGAGCUUCAUCCAGUUUUCUUCCUUUUCGUCGCUGCACCGAGUGUUGCUUCCAUGGCAUGGGCUAGGAUUCAAGGCUCCUUUGAUUAUGGAUCUCGGAUUGCCUACUUUACUGCAUUGUUUCUUUAUUUUUCACUGGCAGUACGAGUCAAUUUCUUUAGAGGAUUCAAGUUUUCAUUAGCUUGGUGGGCUUAUACAUUUCCGAUGACCGGAGCAGCCAUCGCAACGAUCAGAUACUCGAGCGAAGUUGACAACCUAGUGACUCAAGUUCUUGUUGUCAUAUUUGCUGCUACUGCCACACUUACAGUUACAGCCUUGCUUAUAUCUACAAUCCUCCAUGGCUUUGUGUUGAGAGAUCUUUUCCCUAAUGACAUUGCCAUUGCCAUUAGUGAUAGAAAGCCAAAGCAUCACAGUAACCAUAGAAGGUGGUUCCAUAUUAGAAAUGGAAGCACAGAAGAGACUGAAAAUUACUUGAAAUUUGCAGAUUCGGAUUGCAAAGACAUCGAAGCUUCCCCGACAUCGAACUCUCCUGGAUCCGACAGUAAUCAAUUAAGCUAGAACCUUGUAAUUUAUCUAUUGCCAAUCUGGCUAUUAGGCUUUUUAGUUCCAGUGAGCAUGCCACAGUAGUUUUAGUGAGCAUGUGAGGAAUUUGAAGAUGUGUGUGUGAAGGCUGAGUGAUAUCUUAGAACUAGUAAUGGCUGUAUAUUUCUGUCAAAUAUCUGUCAGUAAUGUGCAUCUUAUGCAGAUAAAAUUUCUGUUGCAUAUUAAUAUAAAGUUAUAUUUACAAUUUCUUUGGGUAA
Tripterygium wilfordii is the source of this 2145-nucleotide messenger RNA. RefSeq names its product S-type anion channel SLAH2-like. Gene Ontology annotation, molecular function: voltage-gated monoatomic anion channel activity. Gene Ontology annotation, biological process: intracellular monoatomic ion homeostasis; transmembrane transport. Bases 146 to 1903 code for a protein of 585 amino acids. The transcript is spliced from 6 exons. Gene Ontology annotation, cellular component: membrane. NCBI's taxonomy places the organism in Eukaryota, Viridiplantae, Streptophyta, Magnoliopsida, Celastrales, Celastraceae. The record is from RefSeq and is a predicted model, not a curated record.